Xylaria bambusicola is the source of this 993-nucleotide messenger RNA. RefSeq lists its product as uncharacterized. The coding region runs from base 1 to 993 and encodes 330 amino acids. The transcript is spliced from 2 exons. Gene Ontology annotation, cellular component: SAGA complex. NCBI's taxonomy places the organism in Eukaryota, Fungi, Ascomycota, Sordariomycetes, Xylariales, Xylariaceae. The record is from RefSeq and is a predicted model, not a curated record.
AUGUCGUCACGUGCGAAUCAACGGAGGGGCCCCAAUCGCAACAGUGAGAUAAGUCAACAUGGCGAGGAGCUUGCCGCUUGGAAAGAAAUCAAAGACCAGCUACCUGGUCUCGUCGAUAUGUUCAAUCAGAGCUCUGCCAAUACGGAUGCUAUGUAUGAGCAGGAUAAGUUGUGCGCUGAGAAAAAGAAGAACAAUACUCUGACUCAGGAGGACCUCGAUAAGCUCGAUCAACUUACUCGCCAAGGGGUCAAGUUAAAUGAAGCUGCGGCACAGGCUUUUAAAGAGAAGAUGGAGAAAAUCCGGGUACUGCGUGCUAUUGCAAAACACAACGAGGAAACACAGGAGGCGUCAAGCUCGCGCCUCGGGGGGCAGCGAAAGGACCCGUGGGACUUUAAUCCCGAUGACUCACCUAUGCCUUCGCCUAACCCGAGCGUAUCACGACGCGUGGGCGGUGGCGGCGGAGGCAGCAAUAAGGGGGAUCGCGGUGAUUCCGUACCACCUAAGUUCGGAGAUCGUUCAACGCCAGCUGCAAAAGCCGGAAGUGCCGAGCCACAACCUGGCCCUACUGCCAAUUCAAUCCGUACCAAGCAAAUAUUUGCCAAGGAUGACGAGGUGGCAUUCAAGCCUAAGCCAACAGGCAACGAACAGACAGAUUGGAUUCUCGGGAUAGUUCAGGAAGUGCGCGGCGAGGGCAAGUCCCGAAGGUACAGGGUCUUGGAUGCCGAUUUCGAUGAGAACCAGAAUCACCAUCAAAAAGACUUUAGAACGAGUGCUAGCAGUAUGAUUCUCAUCCCCAAGGAAGGCACCGUGCUGCCACCACUUGAUGAAGGCAAGGUAGUUCUAGCACUCUAUCCUAACACCACGACAUUCUACAAGGCCGAGGUGAUGGGAAUGGACGGAAGCGAAAAGGUCAACCUAAAGUUCGAGGGCGAAGAGAGCAGCAAUACGAUGCAAGCUGUCACCCGUCGGCAUGUGGUUGAAUAUCGAGCUUGA